This is a messenger RNA of Mycena indigotica, 2355 nucleotides long. Its product is annotated as Zn(2)-C6 fungal-type domain-containing protein. The record is from RefSeq and is a predicted model, not a curated record. Gene Ontology annotation, biological process: regulation of DNA-templated transcription; DNA-templated transcription. Gene Ontology annotation, molecular function: zinc ion binding; DNA binding; DNA-binding transcription factor activity, RNA polymerase II-specific. The coding region runs from base 1 to 2355 and encodes 784 amino acids. The transcript has 17 exons. NCBI's taxonomy places the organism in Eukaryota, Fungi, Basidiomycota, Agaricomycetes, Agaricales, Mycenaceae.
AUGAGCCGCCCCUCAAAAGCAGCCAGCCUCAGUCCACCCCAAGCAGAGUCCAGUAAAGCAGGAGCAACUAGAAAGAGUUCAUGCGCUGAAUGUCAUCGAUUGAAACUGAGGUGCGACAAGGAAGUUCCUUGUGCAUCAUGCAUGCGUCGAGGUUGUGCCGCAAUUUGCCCAACAGGUACCUUGCGGUCAACUGGACGGGGGAAACGCUCUGUAUUAUCCGAAGUCCCAGAACUAACGGCUAUAAUUUCCGAGAUGGGCGAGCGUAUAAGGCAAUUGGAGAAGGCAUUGGCCGAAACGCACGAUCCAUGCGAGCAGACGCAUUUGAAAAACCACCCUCUACUUUCACACACUUCGCGACAGCCAACUCCAACCCCAACAGACCAAGCAGAGGAUGGAUCAUUGAGUGUGAAUCAGGCAGGACAUGCGGUGUAUUUUGGGCCAAUUGCCGGCACAGAGGCCUUGUUAUCUAUCGAGGGCAAUACACGAAACCGCAGUCCAGACCAUGAACGUCUUUCCUUUUCUGCAGUCACCGAAUCGUUCCUUUUCAGGGCAGACGGCUCGUCCAGCUGGGACACAGAAUCCGCCCUUGAACGACUGUACCACCAUCUUCCACCACAACCUCGUGCUUGGGCCCUCCUUGAACGAUAUUUCCAAAACGGCUGCUGGACCGUCAUGCCCUUGAUGCAAGACGAGGCCGUCGAAAUCCUUGCCAGCGUCUACCAAUCACACAGAACAGAGCCGCAACACUCAUUGACCACCCAACAAAUGGCCGUCGUUUACCUCGUGUUCGCGCUAGGCGCCUUGGUCGAUCUUGAGCUACCACCUUAUAGCCCAGAAGCGGACCAUUACUUCGAUUUGGCUUGUGCAGCCAUGUCCAUAAAACCAUUUUACGACGAUGUAACGGUGUUGACCGUGCAAAUGUUAACCCUACUCGCGUCAUAUUAUGCCCAUGGCGGAAGAAGGUUCACGAUGGAUGGGGCUUGGUCGGUAAUUUCGUUGGCUUCGACGAUGGCUCAGCGGCUUGGCAUGCACAGAGAAAGUUUCGCCGCCAAUGUCGGCCCCAAACUUGCAUAUCGAUAUCGAGCCUUGUUUUGGGAGACGUUUACAACAGAAGCUAUUUAUGGUUUGUCUGUUGGGCGGCCGGGAACACUGCCAUCAAAUAUAACCUGCCCCUUCCCUAUGGACGAAGACAACAUUGCACAGCCGUUUUGUCGACUCAACCGAGGUUACCGCCAGUCUCGCUGGCGUUGGGCCACCGAGGUCUGCGUGCCCAUUAUGGAGAAAUUCCUUACCACGACAAAACCGAGUUACGAGACGGUCUUGAAUCUUGAUCAGAAGAUCCGAAAGCAUCUGCAUGAUGCGCCGUUCGAUAACUUCCCUCUGGAAGAGUCCUCCCCUUCGUCAUUCAUACAAAAGCACCUUGUCCCUUUAUUCACUAAAAUCAUGUUAAUGUACAUUCACAACAGCUCGUUCGUCGAAGCAAUGCGAGCUAAUCCAGAGGAUCCAUUACUCAGUCCCUAUGCCGCGUCAUAUCUGGCGGCUUAUCGUAGUGCGUCUGAGAUAAUCAAGGCUGAUAUUAAAAACUUUACUACGCAUCCUGCUCUUUUUACAAGAUGGUGGGCAAUUUGGAAGAGCCUGUUCAACGCUGCGAUCAUUGUCGGAACUGUGGCUACCCGAUACCCCAGUUCAAAGAUUGCACCCCAUGCUAUUGUCGAGUUAUUUACCGCCGUCGAUCUCAUUGAGAAAGGCGCGAUGUCCUCGGGUCGGGCGCAAAGUGGUCUGUCAAUUCUGCAACGACUGCGCGACAAAGCGAUAGCGGUAUACUCGCAGUUCUCUGGACACAAUCUUUUGCCUCCGCCAACGACAACCGAUGUAGAGGCGACAGAGGAACUGGAAAUCUUUGCAGGCUACACACGGGUUGUUGCACAUAAAGUGCUCGCGCGUCGACAGACGGAUAGAAGGGUAAACGCGGACGAGCCGUCCCCCACAACACAAUGGAAUCGGCUUCAGCUGCAAGGCGACGCGGAUCUUUCGAAGCUGUCGAAUGCUGGUGGCGAGCUGCCGUGGCCACGGGACUUUGACCCGACCAUUGUGCAGUAUUUUGACUCCGUGGACCCGUUUGGUAAUACGAGUAGCGGUGACGCAGCGAUGUUAGACCACGAGGGGUCCUACGAGGAUGCUGGGUUUUUCUUUACGCCAGCACCAAACGCAGUGGCCGCUGCCCAGAUGGCCUUCGACGAUGGAAAUGGAAGGGGUUGGCAACACGACAACCAGCAGCGGGCGGAUCUCACACCGAUACCUUCUGCGACUGUGUUACAGCAGAUGCAAUGGGCCCAAUAUUUACACAAUUUAUGA